AUGAAUAGAAUCAGACGAUUGCUGAAAAUACAGAUUCGUAAUGAGAAAAAUGAAAAGUUACCACUUACAUUGAAUACACAUACAACGCGUUCGAUUACACAUCUUGAAGAUUUCUCUAAUGAAAUUUUCUUAGAAAUUUUCGAUUAUUUGGAAGGUUGUGACAUUCAUCAUUCAUUCCACAAUUUGAACUCUCGCUUUCGACAACUUCUUACAUCUUCAGUUCUACUCAAAAUUCAACUUUCUUCGGAAACAGUAUCAAAUGUUGAAGAAUGUUACAAAACGAUUAUCAUUCCAAACCAACAUCGUCUUCUGUCACUAGAUCUGACAGGUAGUGAUAUAAUUAAUGACUUUUUUAGCUAUUGUACUCGUAAUUCUUCAUUUGGUGCUCUUCAAUCCAUUGUUUUACAUCGUAUUCUUAUCGGUGAACUUCUUCAUUCCGACUUAAAAUCUUUAUCGAAUCUUUUGUCAUUAACGGUUGACCGCGCUGUGUUAUUAUUCGAAGAUGUCAGUGAUGUUUAUCGAAUGAUAUUUUCUCUUCCGGUCUUGAAAUACAUUAAAAUGUCAUUCGAAGUGGAUUUCGACUUAAACGAUGAUAAUUCGAUCAACAUCUGUCUACCUGUUAUUAUGAAUGAACAAUGCAGCAAGAUUGAAUAUAUGUUUAUUGAACAUACUUGUAAAUUUGAUGGAUUGAUAUCUUUACUUCAUCAUACACCACAAUUACGUCGUCUGAUUUGUACUGAUUUACAGAAGGCGGAUAGAAAAGUUGAUAGUGAACAGAUUCCAACAUUAUUAUAUUUGAAAAAUCUACGCAUUGAUCGAUGUUAUAUAGAUUUUGAUGAUUUCGAAAUGCUUAUCAAGAAAAUAUCUUCGCAACUAGAAGAAUUAUGUGUACGACGAGAUUUUGACCUGACUUAUCUUAACGCUAAUCGAUGGGAAAUGUUGAUAACGGACUUUCUACCACAUCUAAAAAGAUUCACAUACAAUUGCUUUGGAAGCAAUUCAAGAGUGCUUAAAGAUCGAAAUCUGGGUGAAGUUAUACAUCGAUUCAUUUCACCGUUCUGGAUAAAUAAACGAUGGAUGUUAGAUUUUGUAAUUAACUAUGUUGUGAUUUAUUUCUCUGUUUGUUCAACAAAAAAAACAUGCUUUGAUUUUGGAGAGACCAUUGUGAAGUAUCCAAAGUCAGACGAAUAUGUCGAUCAAAGACAAAGUAGUCCAACCUGUGAACUCACGAUGGAUCGUUUUCUUUCCAGUAUUGAACGGAACCAAUCGUUCUUGCGUGACUGUGAAUGCAUCUUUAAUUCAGUUAAAUUUACUCAUUUAACGAUCAAUUGUCACGAGAUUUCUUCGCAAAUACUCACUCAAAUUAUCCAAUUGUUACCGCAUCUCAACUCAUUGCAUAUCUUAUCAAUAUGGUCUAUCGAAACCAGUGUUCUUCCGCCGAUGUCAGUCGAAAAUAAAAUAACAAAAGUCAAACUCACGCAGAUGACUAGGAUGGACAAUGUGACAUUUCUUCUUUCGCUUUGUCCGUCUAUGGAAUAUUUUCAAGAGGUCGACGUGUAUGUUCCUCUUCUCUCUUAUUUAUGUGUCAAUAUUCCCAGUAAUGACGAACAACUACUGAACGAAUUACGAACAUUGAUCGAUACUAAACAUCUAUUAGAGAACUACACAAUGAGACGAAUUAAUGAUAAUUUGAUUUUGAAAAAGCACUAA
This is a messenger RNA of Adineta ricciae, 1710 nucleotides long. NCBI's taxonomy places the organism in Eukaryota, Metazoa, Rotifera, Eurotatoria, Adinetida, Adinetidae. The record is from the annotation of a GenBank genome assembly.